AGUUUCUCGGGGAACGUUUUGAGUGUUACACACACACAUGUCCCACUCCCCACGUGAAUAGGAACAUGGCUGCUGAAGAAGACGUGUUGGGUCUACUGGGGGAAUGUAUAAACAAACUAAACGAUGACACAGCACACCCAGAUAAGUUUCUAAGUAUUCAAGAUGGUGUGGCAGCAGACUUCACGUCGCUGGCCAAGAUCCUGUAUGAUCUCAACAAGACAAACGAAACUGCCGACUGUAAAGGCAGCCCGCUUGUCGAGCUGGUGGUUGACAGCUUCGACGAGGAGCAGAUCUGGCAGGAGCUGGAGCUCCAGAACACCAUUGUGUUAUCGCACUUUGAGAUAAAAAUUCACAAAGCUGCUGAAGAUGAAAUGUUUACUCUUAUCGAAGAGAUAGAGGAGGCUGCAGGAGAUCUAAAGGAAGUUGCAGAGGAGUUGGAGGAGGAUGAAGGUGAGGUGGAGGAAGCAGAAGAGAUAGCUGCGAAGAGGCCACGACGGAAAACUGUGAAGCACCAAGACUCAGACUUGGAGGAGGACUCAGACUUUGAUUUCAACACGGAUGAAUUUGAGAAGCGGGAGCAGAAUAAGAAACUGGCACUGGUAGCAAGGAAAAGAUUUCCUCAACAGUUGUCCGAGGUAGACGACAGGUUCUUCAAGUUGUCGGAGAUGGAGUCCUUCCUUGACGACAUGGACAAAAAAGAGGGCAAGGAGAUAGAGGAUGGCAUAGACUAUUUCCAAGACUUUGCUUCUGACAACGAAGGAGAAACUUUCAACUUUGAGGAACCAAUCUCUGCAAAGAAACAAACCAAAAAAAGUUCUCUAAAGAGCUCCAGGAACCUCAAGUAUAAAGACUUCUUUGAUCCUGUGGAUGGAGAGGCACCUGCCACAGGAGGUCACCACGUCGACAGCAUGGAUGAGCUGCAGGAGGACAAUAACGAUUACAAUCAAGAAGAGGAGUCAGAUGAGGAAGAGAAUGACUCUGAGGAUCCAGAGGCGAGCCAGUCCCCACAGGGUCAUAAAAAAGUGACCUUUAAUCUUUCUGAGGAAGAGCAGAGCGAGGGAGAAGACAUCGUCGACAUCAUUGGUGGGAAGUCAAGCUUGGAAAAAGAGGAACCUAAGUCUUCGUUUGAGAAACGUCAGCAAAAGAUGACUGAGAAGAUCCGUGAGUUGGAGAAGGUGGCAUUGUCAGAGAAACCAUGGCAGCUGGCAGGCGAGGCCACGGCUCAGACCCGCCCUGAGAACAGCAUCCUGACAGAAAAUGUAGACUUCGACCAAACUUCCAGGAGGGCUCCUGCUAUCACAGAGGAGACCACACUGAAGCUGGAGGAUAUCAUCAAACAGAGGAUAAAAGAUCAGGUGUUUGACGAUGUUGUGAGGAAGGAGAAGCCGAAGGAGGAGGCGUUCCGAUACAAGAAGAGGUUGACUCUUGACCAUGAGAAGAGCAAGCUGAGCCUGGCACAGAUCUAUGAACAAGAGUUCAUCAAGCAGACACAGAAAAGUACCGUGGUGGAGGAGAACCCAGCCAAUGUUGAAAUUAAAAAGAUGAUGGACACGCUCUUCCUGAAACUUGACGCCCUCUCCAACUUCCACUUCACUCCUAAACCUGCUGUUCCAGAGAUCAAGGUGGUGUCCAACCUCCCCUCCAUCGCCAUGGAGGAGGUAGCUCCCGUUGGUGUUAGCGACGCUACACUCCUUGCCCCAGAGGAAGUCAAAGAGAAGAACAAAGCAGGAGAUGUGCUGGGAGACUUGGAGAAGACGACGACUGACAAGAAACGGCAGAGACGUAAGAUGAAGAAGGUGAAGCAUGUGAGGAUCAAGGAGAAGGAGAGACGACAGAAACUGAAAGACGACAGCGGCAUUGAGGGGAACAAGAAGAUGUCCAAGACCCAGGUGGCCGACAAGCUUAAGAAGAUCACCAUGGGUGGGAAAGCAACCAUACUCAAGGAUGAGGGGAAGGACAAGGCGUUGCGAUCCUCCCAGGCUUUCUUCUCGCAGUUGCAGGACCAGGUAAAGAGUCAGAUCAAAGACUCCAAAGGACAGGCAGCCAAGAAGAAGAAGCAGAAACUGUCUGCCAGCAAACUGAAGUUGUGAACAGAGCAGAUGGAUAGCAUAUCUCUGUAUAGAUUUUUUUAACGGAAAUCUUUUACCUUGUCGGUGCUUGUUUAUGGGUUCUUAAGAAUAAUUAAAUGCUUUGUUUUAUUCUUCGGUUUAAAGUUCUUUAUUAAAUUGACAAGAUAUUGGAUAUUCAGAUACUCACGCUCUGCAUUCCAGCGAUGACGCGAUCGUAUGUCCGUUCCUUCUAGCGGGCGCCGGGGAGACGGUCAGGCAGUGGCACUCCACUCUAUAAUAAAGCCGUUGUUUGGUCAAUGUUUCUACAUAAUGAAAGUUCCCACAAUUACUUCCUACUUACCGUAACAAUUGCCUUACAACAAUGCAAUUAAACGGGCAACAUCUGCGUUUCAAAAUAUUCCCAAUGGGUUAGAUCGCCCUUUCGAAUUGUUGUACAACAGUAAUGGCGUGUUCGAGGUGCCUCGUACACCACCCACACGAGUUGCAAAGUGGAAAGUCUCCCAGCUUUCUUGCGUCAUUUCACUGAGGCACACUUUGGUCGGUCCCACUAGGGAUUCUGAGAGUACCGAGUUCAUUGAGGUGGACCAUAUGACUCGAUAAGCAAAAAUGGCUCCGUAAAGAGAUGUAUUUUCUUUGUAUUUGUACCACGUUGGUAAUUUUAAUGUAUAUUUUAAAAGCUUUUACACACCUGAUUACAUUGCUGUUUUAAUCCGGUCAACAAUUUAUUAGGGCUGGGCAAUUAAUCAAAUUUUGUUCGCGAUUUUUCCGUCAAACGACCACAAAACUAAUAUAAUCGAGCUUUCGAUUAUUUUAUUUUUUUACAGAAAGUGAUUUUUAACAUUUUCUUUUUGACCAUUUUGUGUAUCCCUUUAUGGACCCUCCUUGAGUCCACCGCAAGGUCCUGACUUGUGCCUCCCAAAAUAGCCUGCGUGGUCAAUUAAAAAAAUAAAUGUAGGCCUACUAGAAGGAUUUCGAGCAAUGUUUUAUUCGCAAAAACUGCAAUAUUUUUUAGAACGUUAUCAUGCAUCUGCGCAUGAAAUGGAAAAUUCGUCUUUGCGAAUAAAACAUUGCUCGAAAUCCUUCUAGUAGGCCUAAACAUUUAUUUAACCAUUUGUGAACAUAGCAUAGCCUACCCUGAUUAAAAAAUAUAUAUAGAAACAGUGGAGGAGAAUGAGGCAAUCAUAUCCAUAAUUACAUCCGUCCAGACGUUCAAAUUAGGCUAUUGAUUUUCUGUUUACAAAGGUGUCGGACUUGUUGAUUCAAUUAUGAAAAAUAGACAUUUUAAAAUAUAAUAUACAUUUUGAAAGUUUUUUUUUAGCUUAUUAUAUAAUAUUGUUUAUGCUGAGACUGCUUUGCUUUUUGUGCGGGCUUUGCGCAACAUCAAGGUAAAGAUGCGGCGGUUGUAAAGAGUCUAUAGACCGCUUAUUAAGUUCACUCGUUGCUCAUAAUGGUUUAUUCGUUUCCCAGUAUAAUUUCCUUAAUUUAGAAUAGUUUUGUUCAUUUUUGAAUUGUAAAAUAAAUACAAUAAUUUUUUGAAGUUGCGAGUUUUUGAAAUUAUUGGAAGCGAGUCGAGCUGACCCAGCCUGCUGUACGUAUAUGUACCGUGGGCUACUGUAUAUUUGUGAAGCAAAACACUGCCAAUGUGGCAAUUCCAUGCGCAACGGGGAUUUCUAAAAGUUACUGUAGCGUACACUAAUAGCGUCUAGUCGCACCAGUGUACAUAGUUAAAUAUGAAGGUGAAAUGCUGGGUGAGACUAGGCAUAUCGUUAGGCCAUAGGAGGGUUCACUUGCAGCAUUAGGCCAUAGUGAUUACAAUGUUACCAUGGACGUAACAAUUGCAAUUUUAAUUCGGCAAUUACAAGUGUCAUAGUUAGUGCCAUAUGCCCAUUAUCUGCUUAUCUACGUCUACUAGUGAGUAGACGUGUAUGGGGUAAGGACAAUUGUGAUGCAGAAUUAAUUGCUGCUGUUAAGUCCACAGGCCUACAGUAUCCUCCAGGAGGAGCGGUGAUAUCAUUAGUCUUGAGGAACUCUUGGCGAAGCCCAGGAACUGUUGCAGUCUCUUGCGGGUAGGGGGAGAGGGCCACUCGGCCACCGCAGAGACCUUGGAUGGAUCCAUCUCUACCUGGCCAGGGAUAAUUAUGUAGCCCAGGAAGGAUGGACGGGACGUGGAACUCACACUUCUCCGCCUUGACAUACAGUCGGUUCUCGAGCAACCGUUGCAGGACCUGUCCGACGUGAACCCUGUGCUCCUCCACGAACCUCGAAGAUCAGGAUCUCGUCAAUAUAGAUGGAGCGGUUCAACAUGCCCCCCGGAGGACAUCAUUAACCAGGGAAUGGAAGACA
Messenger RNA from Gadus chalcogrammus (walleye pollock), 4412 nucleotides. It is a transcript of the gene mphosph10, whose product is annotated as M-phase phosphoprotein 10 (U3 small nucleolar ribonucleoprotein). The transcript is spliced from 11 exons. Gene Ontology annotation, cellular component: nucleus; Mpp10 complex; sno(s)RNA-containing ribonucleoprotein complex. The record is from RefSeq and is a predicted model, not a curated record. Bases 66 to 2090 code for a protein of 674 amino acids. Gene Ontology annotation, biological process: rRNA processing. Lineage: Eukaryota; Metazoa; Chordata; Actinopteri; Gadiformes; Gadidae.